This is a messenger RNA of Pocillopora verrucosa, 1413 nucleotides long. RefSeq names its product cartilage matrix protein-like. Lineage: Eukaryota; Metazoa; Cnidaria; Anthozoa; Scleractinia; Pocilloporidae. The record is from RefSeq and is a predicted model, not a curated record.
AUGACCUGCAUACUUCAUCUCCUUCUAUUGUGGAAUGUCUUCAUACGCUGUAGCAGUGGAAACUUUGGUGCUGAAAUAAAAAGAGGAAGAAAGAGAGUUGGAAUAAAAUCAGCUGAAAACGCCAACUCUAAAAUUUCAACUUCGACUCCAAAGAGCCCUUCCAAUGAGAAAACAACGAAACAUCGCUCAAAAUUAAAAUCAAUCUCGCAAACAUCCUGGGACAGAAGACAACUUAUUGCACGAUCAUCGACAACGCAAGCUUGCAAAACCAAAGUGGACCUUGGAUUUCUACUAGAUGGUUCCGGAAGUGUCAACCACUAUGGUGCUGGUAAUUUCGAUAAGUGCAAGGAAUUCGUCAAAGCCCUCAUACACGCUUUCGUUAUAUCUCCUGAUGAUACGCGAGUUGGUGUAAUCUUAUUUUCCUCUAGAAGUGAACUUCAGUUUGACUUCACUCAGUUACAAACAGAACAGGCAGUAGAAGCCGCGAUUGACCGAAUCAAAUAUCCCGGAUAUACGACGAAAACUGGCGCUGCACUAAAGAUGGCGGGAGAACGUUUAUUCAACAACGUUAGGGGGGGUGUACCCCGAGUGCUCAUUGUUAUAACUGACGGGAGAGCAGGCGAUGACGUGAGAGCUCCCGCGGAAGCUCUUAGAAACAAAGGAGUUAUCAUAUUUUCAGUUGGGCUUGGCAAUUUGAGACGACUAAGGAGAUUUCAACCCCAGCUGGAGGCUAUGGCGAGUGAAUCAAUACCGGAGCAUUUGUUCACCGCUGAUUUUCCGGAUAUGAUGUCUAUAGUUACAGCAAUACAGACAAACCUAUGCAGAUCUGCAGCUAAGGCCGUCGCAGAAGGAACAACGGGAGGAGCAAAGAGGGCCGUGGACCUUGCCGUACUUGUAGAUGGAUCAAUGAAUAUCAAAGGAGGACUGAAAUUCCAACUCGUUAUGAAUUUUGUCACUGACUUCUUCCAUUCAUUUAAUCUGGGGGAUAACGUUAGAUAUGGAUUGGCUGUCUUUGGCAGCAGCGUUAAGGUCGUAUUUGGAUUUAACCAGUAUACCUCUAUGUAUGACGUCGAUGCGGAAAUAGCAAGUGUAACCUUGGUCGGAGGCAGAUGUAAUGCAGGCGCUGCCCUGAUAGAAUGCCAGAGAUCUCUGUUUGUCGGUAAUGCAGGAGGAAGGAAACGCAUUCUUCUUGUCCUCAUGGCAGGGAAGUCAAUUGAUGACGUCUCAGUAGGUGCUGGUUAUUUGAAGAAAGCCGGAGUCAGGACAAUGGUUAUUAGAAUGGGUAGUUCUUACGAGCAGUCCCAGCUCUCUACUAUGGCGUUUACCCCAGAUUACAUUCUGAGAGCAAACACACUCCUUGAGUUACCUGGGGUUAGGGAAGAAGCUGCUGGAUUUUUAUAUCAAGGUCCAUAG